AUGAUGGAUUCACUCAACAGAAAGAGAAGCAGGACAUUGCAACCAUUGACUCCCAUAAUACAUGAUCAGGAGAAUAAAGGGACGCGACUUCAACCAAGAGCUUCAAGAGGUUACACUACGAGUUCUGAUAUCAUUCCUCAAACCUUGCCAGACAUAUCCAAUGAGAAUGCUUCCACCUUUAUGAGAAGCAAAGCACCUGUCGAAUUGCAGCCCAAAUGGUCGCAAGUAGGGUUUCAGUCUAUUUUUGAAGGUGAUCCUACUCAGAGACGGUCGUAUAAUAGUCUAGUUACCAGCUUAUCACCUGAUGAACGUGAAGAGUAUGAUACUAAAAGGCAUUUCUCAGAUUCCAAGAUUGGGGACUUUGGAGAAGGAUUGGGUAUAAGGAAUAGAAAUGAUUCCAAAAUUUCAGAAUUAGGGACGUCAGACAAUAACAACAGCAGCAUAUUUACAUCAAACUCUAGCUUUAAGGAGAAGAAGAGACACCCUUCUAUCUUUAGUUCUUCGAAAGAUUCUAAUAGUUUGAGCGAAAGAACCUCCAAAUUGUUUAAGACGAAAAGUAAUAAAAGCUCCUCUAGUAUGAGCGAUAACUUAACUGGUAAGCAAAAUGCAUUUACUAAAAUGACACGAAAAUUAUUCCAUAAUAAGCCACAUAGACACAUGAGUAAAGACAAUUCUGAAAUAAUUGUUCCUAAUUCUCUCAGCAAAUUUAUACAUUCAUCCAUUGGAAAACAUAGAUCCCCAGUGCAAUUCAUUCACAAUACGACGGGAGCAUUAAUAGAUUCUGGGAAAUCAGUGUAUUCUUUUAACCCUGGGACUUUAAACAGCGCGAAUAACGAUGUUGCUAUGACCUUGAGUCAGGAGGAAAGUUUUGAUUCCACAAACGUAGCAAUAUUACAUGAUUUGUUGAAAAAUCUACCCUCGUUCGAAGCUAAUUAUAAGACCUUUAAUAGCCAAGAAUUGCAUGUUUUAGCGGGAAACAUCUGGGUCAUAUAUUGUAAUCUCCUCAUUGAACUAUUCAAGAAUCAAAGAAUAUGGAACCUCCCGGCCAAGAUAGAAGAUAUUAAUAAAAUGCUUGAGUUUUAUAUCAAAUUGAAGACAGAUCCAAAAAGCCCGUCUUCGCAUACCCGAUUUCUAAAUGAGAUUGAAGAGUUUAUUACUACAUCACUUUAUGUGUUCGAAAAUCAAAUUGUCUUCAAUUAUAAUAACGAAAAUACAAUGAAUACUGCCCUGAAACGACUCGGAAUUAUAUGGAAGGUAUUUUAUCAAGAGGUCUAUUACGAUGUAAUGGCCUGUUUGUUACCACUUGAAAGAAACUUUCGUGAAAAUACCAAGUAUUGGACUGAUGGUGUUUUUUCCGAGACAGUAGGAUCUAAUACACCAUCUGUAGAUCAUUUGUUAUUAAAAGGGUUCCGUGAUUCUAUUGUAUUGCCAUACUAUCAAAAUUUUAUACAUAGUAAUGAUGGUGCAAGUAAGAGUUUCCAAAUGUAUAUAUUUAGUGAAGAAGAGGAGAACGGCGUGACGGAGGAGGACAAACUGACUCUCCUGCAGUGCUUCGGGGUCCUAAAUACCAUACAGGGGAACGAUAGGAAUCAAAUGAUUAUUGAAGAGUUACUAGAAGGUGUUCGGAUGAGUAUUUAA
Molecule: messenger RNA, 1638 nt
Organism: Naumovozyma castellii
Lineage: Eukaryota; Fungi; Ascomycota; Saccharomycetes; Saccharomycetales; Saccharomycetaceae
Gene: BIT2
Product: Bit2p
Exons: 1
Coding region: 1-1638 (545 amino acids)
Source: RefSeq, a predicted model, not a curated record